Drosophila suzukii is the source of this 4902-nucleotide messenger RNA. It is a transcript of the gene Usp16-45, whose product is annotated as ubiquitin specific protease 16/45. Gene Ontology annotation, biological process: protein deubiquitination. The record is from RefSeq and is a predicted model, not a curated record. Lineage: Eukaryota; Metazoa; Arthropoda; Insecta; Diptera; Drosophilidae. Gene Ontology annotation, molecular function: cysteine-type deubiquitinase activity; zinc ion binding.
UGAUCGAUAAUCGAUAGCUUCGUUUCUCCACCUCUAGCUGCAAAUUACGCAUAUUUAUUUUAUACCCUGUACGAUUUAAAAAGCAGAUUCUAUAAGAUAUAUGUGGUUUGCUUUUUACGUGCAGCGCAUUUCGCAGCGAGUGAAUUUCAGGACGCGCCCACAAGGAGGCCAAGGCCAAGCAGCUGCUCGCCAUGGUGAAGAAGCGUCAGACGGAUAGCCACGAUCACGAGAGCUCCACGGACUCCGGCGAUGAGGAUCUGCACCACCGGAACACGCUGUCCGGCUCCGCCGGCCAGGCGGACGGGGCGGCGCCCAUCUCCGCCAGCUGCCAGCACAUCAAAAAGGCGGUGGACGCCACCCGGCUGCGGCGUCUCCUGAAGUCGACGGGCCUGCUCUACGAGUGCCUCCAGUGCCAGAAGCUGGGGAAGACGGCCGCGGAGGGAGUCGGCGCAUCCGGUUCUGGUGGAGACCCCGGGGACUUUGAGUUCGACAGCACGCUGUGGUUGUGCCUUAAGUGCGGGAGCCAGCUGUGCGGGAGAGCCCGGCACAAACACGCCCUGGAACACUACAAGACACCUCACUCGGACUCGCAUGCCUUGGCUAUGAACACGCGGUCCUUCGACAUCUGGUGCUACGAGUGUGACAUAAAGAUCUGCUCCAAUCUGCGCAAGAACCUACUCGAGUGCGUGGAGCUGGUCAAACGGCUAGCCCAAAAGCCGCCCACUAACACAGCCACGCCCAGUCCGCCCACCAUUAGCUACAUCGAGCAGAAGAUAAAGACCACACUGGAGCACCUCACGCCCAUGGUGCCCAUGACGGGAGGAUCCUUCGACGACUCCGGCGGAGGAGGGGCCGUGGCGGUGUGCUCGGGCGGAGGCGGUCAGGUGGCCAUUCCGAUGCCGCCGCCGCCGCCCAACUCAGGACAAUCUCCCUCAGGUUCGUUGACUAGUGUGCCGGGAAUGGCCAAAAGGGUUGGGCAGCCCAUCGCCACCGUCGGCGUCAACAACGCGGACAGGCGUCUUUUAGCCUUGGAGACGCCGCGCAACGAACUGGACCGACUGCCCAGGGUGCGCGGGCUAACCAACCUGGGUAAUACUUGCUUUUUCAAUGCGGUGAUGCAGUGCCUCGCCCAGACGCCGUUCCUACUCAGUGUGCUGAAGGAGCUGUCGGAGCCCGGCGAAGAAUUCGUACUGCCCGGAGGAACCUUCAAGCUUAAGGACAAGGGUGACAUCGAGCUGCCCAUGAUCAAGGGCACCCUAUCCUCCUGGGGCGGCCUUACCGCUGCGUUGGCCAAUGCCCUCGAGGAACUCCAGGCGGGUGGCAGUGUCUUCACGCCCAGCAGACUCUUUGACAAGCUGUGCGUGAAGUGUCCGCAGUUCACGGGCGGCGACCAGCAUGAUGCCCACGAGCUGUUGCGCCAGCUCCUGGAAAGCGUGCGGAACGAAGAUCUGAAGCGCUACCAGCGCGUGAUCCUGCAGAACCUCGGCUACAAGGACCAGGACAUCAACAGUGUCUCGGAGGAGAUGCGACAGAAGUGCAAGAUCUACGGCAACCAGGCCGGAGACCGUAUCCUGCGCCCGGAGCAGGUAUUCCGCGGCUUCCUCGUAUCCACGCUCACUUGCCAAGACUGCCACAGCGUGUCUUCGCGGCACGAGUACUUCCUGGAUAUGUCGCUGCCCGUGGCGGUGGAAAAGCCCCAACCGCCUCAGCGCCGAAAGCCGAGCCCGGAGCUCUCCAUUGUGGCUAGCAGCUCCAGCGUCAGCUCUACCCAGACGCCCAGUCAAACGUCGAUCAACACCAAGUUCUCGGAUGGCAGCGUAAACUUUACAGCCUCGUCGUCGUCCUUCUUCCUGCACGCCGAUCAGGAAGCAUCCCUGGGCCCCUCUAAGUCGCAGGUAAAGAAGGAAAAAGAGCGGGAGCGCAAGGCCAAGCGCGCGGCCAAGCACCAGCGCCACAAGCAGGCCCAAAAGUUGAACCUCAAGCUGAACGGGAAUGAGGGCGGAAAUGGUUUGGCCGACUCCGGUGAACCGAGCGCCCCUUUGGCCUCCCUGGGAGCCGGCGAUGGCCAGGCCAACGAUGGCCUUGAACAACCCAAGGACCAGACCGAGGAUACCACCUCGUCCAGUGUGACUACCUCUGAGCACUCCGAUGCCGAUGUGGAGGAUAAUCUAGUGGAGGACGCCGCCCCCGCGUCGACCCAAGUUCCGACCAAGUUCUACACGGACAGCAACGGCAAUGCCCAGCCGAUGGGUGAAAAGCGCGACGACACGCCGGAACACAUGGACAAGGAUUCUCUCGAGGAGGACGAAAACGACUCUGGCAUUGCCACCAGUCCCGCACCCACUGCUACCAACUGUAUUACAAGCAGCAAUGCCGCCAACGGCGCUAAUACCACAGGCAACAACAACUCGGGCUCCUCUGGAUCAUCGGGCGCCACGGAGGAAACCUCUGCGCCAGCGAGCCUGGUCAGUGCAGGCCUCUCGGAGAAGGGUGCCUCCCUGAUCCGCCAGAUCUCGGUGGGCGCCGAGCAAGGCGGCCUUAAUGGAACUGCAGGGGAGGAUGGAGGGGACCAGGCGGUCGUCCAGACAGAGAAGACCCCAAACCCGACCAAAAUUCAGACCCAGAGCCAGGCCCAGGCCCAGGCCUUGGCUCAAGCCCAAGCCCGCGCGAAGCGGGUGCGCACGCAGAGCUACUCGGACUGGAGCACUACGAUAGCGCCGCGCUACCAGUGCGAGGAUGGGGAGUGCUCCGUGCAGUCCUGCUUGAACAACUUCACUGCCGUCGAGCUGAUGACGGGCCAAAACAAGGUGGGAUGCGACAGCUGCACGCUGCGCAUCAACGGCAGCGACCCGAAGGCCAAGUCGGUGAACACCAAUGCCACCAAGCAGCUACUGGUCUCUAGUCCUCCGGCGGUGCUAAUUCUUCAUUUGAAGCGCUUCCAGCUGGGACCGCGCUGCAUCUUCCGCAAGCUGACUCGCCCGGUGAGCUAUUCCAUUCUGCUGGACAUUGCCGCCUUUUGCGGCUCCAAGGUCAAGAACUUGCCGAACAUCGAUCGCAAGCAGAAGAAGCUACUGUACGCGUUGUACGGCGUUGUGGAGCACUCCGGCGGGAUGUAUGGCGGACACUAUACGGCGUAUGUGAAGGUGCGGCCAAAGGUGACGCCGGAAGACAAACGGUGGAAGUUCCUGCCGCACGGCAGUAAGGCGGAGCUGGAUCAGGACGACGACCAACUCAAGAAACUGGAGGAGCUGCUUGCCAAGGAGAAGGCGCGCGACCUACACCUGCACGCGAUUGACGACAGCGACGACUUCACCAACUCUAGCAGCAACUCGUCCACCUCCGACGAGGGCAAUGUCCCGACCACACCGCUCGAGGAGCAGCAGUCGCCGCAGGAAGAGGCCGCUAACGUGCAGGCACCGCCCGGCAAAUGGUAUUACGUGUCCGACUCUCGUGUCCAGGAAGUCAGCGAGGACACGGCGCUGAAGGCCCAAGCAUAUCUGCUUUUCUACGAGCGCAUAUACUAGGGAUUAGAUCUUUUAAAGAGAUUGGGGUGGGGAGACGUAGAAGCAUGACGCGGGAGGCGAAUGAAAGGAGUGUUAAGGAGGAAAUGAGCAGCCGUGGUUCCAUCAACUAGCUUAGGAUAUUCUACACAUAUACAUUAAUUAAUUUAAUUUUUUCCGUUGGGUUACGUUGUUAUUUUUAACCCUGCCCAAAAACCCAACUUUGAUAUAUUAUUUUUUUUAACUGCAUUUUGUUCAAAACAUCGAAGUGGAAGAACUACGACCUUGACUGAAGAGAAAGCAUGAAUGCGAAGCAUAGGGGAAAUAGUUGAAAGAUGCGGUAAAACCUAGACUUGAGACAGAGACAGACAGAGUGGCGGCGAAAGAGAACGCAGAUACUCACACAUGCCAAAUGCAUUUGGUUUCUCCCACUCAAAAUUCGUUGUAGAUUUUCGUUUUCUUGGGACAAGCUUUAGUUAGUCAACACGGCGGAAGAAAGACACGCACUCUUUAAAUUGUAGUUCUCAGGAGUUCGGCUUUUGUUCGUAUUUUACAUUUAAUUUUUAUAAUCGUUUACUGAAAGACACUUAUGGGAAAUUAUCAAGUUUGUUAAAUUUUAAUUUCUUGGUUCCAACAUUGCCCUGAACUAUGACAGAACGUUGCUUGAUCCACACACUACACUAGGAACAUUCAAAAUUAUGGAUAAAGCGCUGGAGGAAAACACUGCGGAGAUAACAAAAGAAUAGGAACAUAAGGAAUGAGAAGGGAUAACCGAAGAAUAACUAUUUGCAGAUAUUCAUAAGUUAUUAUAACAAAUACGAAUGAAAUAAAAACAACCAAUUGCUCGCUUCUGCCAAUAUAUUUAAUGUUCAGUAAUUUGUCUUACGCCUACUAUAUAUACACUAUAUUACGGGCAGAUAUACAUACCGCCCACUUAGAUAUUUACAAGUUUAGCAGAGAAGUAAAUGUUUUGAACCUACGUAGCGAAGGCAAUUGCAACAAGAGAGAUUUAUACAGUCGCGAAACAUAAAUAAUUAUACAACACAGUUUAUCUUAUGACCUAGGCUUAACUAUCCAUUAAAUUAUUAUUAACCAACCACGGACUCUGUGUAUAUUAAAGAGAGAAACGAAUUAUGAAUGCAAAAAGUUAUCUUGUGAUUUUUUGCCAAAUUUGAGACUUUACCUUUACUGAUUUAUGAUGAAUGUGGCUUACAAUGGGCUUCACUGAGUCACACGUAAAAAAUUUAAGAAUCGGGUAAAUUAUGCUAAUACAUUUGAUUUUAUUAGUGAAAAUGAUCGAUACCUCAAGACACAUUAAAUAUUAUUUCCAAUUUUUUUAACUCCCAGCUUAUGCCAGAAAAUUAAAAUGCAGCAAAUGCAUAUGUGAAUUAAGAACCACAAA